AUUUCCGCUUCCGGUUCGCCUCAGAAAUCAUGGCGGCCGCCAGAAGGUUGAGGCCUGUUUUGUGGCUGGGAAGAUGGAGCUGCCAGCCUGCAGGAAUCCCGUUGUCCCGGGCACUUGCUGACCUUAUUCCCAGAGCGUCCCAGGAGAAUGAUAUAUUAAAUUUCCUGGGGAACAGACCACAUCGUAAGCACCCAGGCAUCUUACAGUUGCCCCAAGUGCAGCUACCACAGGCCCUGGUCACUGCAGCCCAACAACUCGUGCAGGAAAGCUCUAUACCCAACAUAGAGGAGCAGGUUCAGACACUCACCAACUACCUGUGGAGUCGGAAGCUUCCUACAGAACCUGAGGAGCUGCGCAAAAAAGCAAUACAGCUGAAAAAUAAACUCCAGGAUACAGAGUCAAUACAGUCAGAGAAACAGCUUCGUGGAGCUGUGUUGAGUGCCCUACGCAAAACUACCUACCACUGGCAAAAACUGAGUUAUGACGAAAGGCUGAGCUUGGUGUACAUGGCAGCACGACUAGAUGGUGUCUUUGCAGCUAUAUCCAGAGCUUUCCAUGAGAUCCAAGCUCGUGUUCCAGACUUUAAGCCACAAACUUUAAUGGAUUUUGGCUCAGGUACCGGUGCUGUUACUUGGGCUGCUUAUAGUACCUGGGGCCAGAGCCUUCGUGAAUAUUUGUGUGUGGACAGCUCAGCUGCCAUGUUGGCCUUGGCAGAAAGGCUUCUGAAAGGUGGCUUAGAUUCUGGGAAACCCCAUGUUCCAGGAGUCUUUUUUAGACAGUUUCUCCCAGUCUCACCAAAGAUACAAUUUGAUGUGGUAGUGUCUGCUUUCUCUGUAAGUGAGUUACCCAGCAUGGCUGAUCGAACCGAAGUCAUCCAAACUUUAUGGCGUAAGACAGGCCAGUUCCUGGUUUUGGUGGAGAAUGGAACAAAAACUGGACAUCAUCUCCUCAUGGAGGCUAGGGACCUCGUCCUUAGAGGACCAGAGAAAUCUCCCUUAGACUGUCGACCUGGACAUGUCUUCGCUCCAUGCCCUCAUGAACUUCCCUGCCCCAAGGUAUCUGCUUCCCAGCCCCAGGCCUGCAGCUUCUCCCAAGUAUACAGCACCAUCCCUUUUAGUUGGAAUCAUAGUCAUAAGGAAGAGAAGUUCUCUCUGGUGAUCCUAAGCCGGGGCCUUCACAGGGAGGAUCAUCAUUGGGCCCGUCUCACCCAGCCUGUCCUUAAACGGCCACGCCAUGUGCAUUGCCACUUGUGCUGCCCAGAUGGGCAUGUCCGACAUGUUGUGGUUACUGCCCGACGACAUGGCAGACACUUAUAUCGCUGUGCUCGUGCUAGUGCCUGGGGAGAUCGCUUGCCUUUGACCACUUCAUCUGAGUCUCCUCCAUCCCCUAUUCAAGAUCCUUCUGACAACUGACAAGAGAUCUUAGAAGUAUUUGGCUGACACCUUCCAGUUUUUGCCAUCCUUGCCAAAAAUGAAGCAUCCAGGGAUGGAUGAUAGGGGUACCAAGUACCCUCUGACUUUUGAAUUGAAUAAAAUUUUUUUAAUAGAAAAAAA
Molecule: messenger RNA, 1553 nt
Organism: Phascolarctos cinereus (koala)
Lineage: Eukaryota; Metazoa; Chordata; Mammalia; Diprotodontia; Phascolarctidae
Gene: METTL17
Product: methyltransferase like 17
Biological process (GO): translation
Cellular component (GO): mitochondrial small ribosomal subunit
Molecular function (GO): structural constituent of ribosome; methyltransferase activity
Source: RefSeq, a predicted model, not a curated record